This is a messenger RNA of Alosa alosa (allis shad), 506 nucleotides long. Its product is annotated as G2/M phase-specific E3 ubiquitin-protein ligase-like. The coding region runs from base 87 to 506 and encodes 139 amino acids. The transcript has 3 exons. NCBI's taxonomy places the organism in Eukaryota, Metazoa, Chordata, Actinopteri, Clupeiformes, Clupeidae. Gene Ontology annotation, molecular function: ubiquitin-protein transferase activity. The record is from RefSeq and is a predicted model, not a curated record.
CUGGGGAGUGUUUCACAGAAGUACUGUUUUCCCUUUGUUAUAGGUUUAAGGAGGGCCUUUUGACAUUGGGGCUCCUUGAUGAGGUGAUGUGCAACCCAAGAGCCUUCCAAAGAGCCUUUACACAACCUCCACUCCCACUGACAGCCACCGACCUGGCCAACCUCUUCACCCCAACGCUGUCUCCAGUGGGCAGCAACAGAAGAAGAUUAGAGAACCGCACUAUUGCCCACUGGAGGGAUUGGUUGUUGGAAGUGGAAGAAGGUAACAUGGACCAUGUUCAAGUAGAGGAUGUACUCGUCUUCUGCAGUGGAGCCUCCCGAGUGCCACUUUCUGGCUUCCCGGAGCCACCAAUGCUGGACUUUUUCCUUGUUACAGACUCCAACAGUUUACCUCUUGCAAACACGUGUUCAGUCACACUAAGGCUACCUCUGCAUUCUAAUUAUCCUGAUUUUUCAAGGCCAAUCCAGCUGGCUGUGGCUUGGUCAGGGGUAUUUGGCUUUGCGUAA